UUGGAAGUUAGUUACUGUAGGUGGAGCUAGUUGAGUUGGUGAAAGUAAUUGGGAAGUAUGAAAAGAGAAUGAAAAUGGCAUAUUGAAAGAAAUGGUUUGGUGGUGAGUUACGUUGGAUAAUCACGUUUACGAGUCAAUUUGUCCUUUUCAUCAAAUCACAAUGGAUAAUUCCGUUUCAACUUCCACCAUUCGCUCCAAUUCAAAGCAAACCAAACCCAAUUUUCUUCUAUUUAUUCUUUUAUCAUAUAAAUUCCAAUACUUCACUUGUAAUUACAUUGCAGUCCCCACGGUCAUGACGUGAGUGGGCAAGUUCAGGGAGCGUGCCAGAGUGGCAUUUAUGUAAAUAGACUGUUCUGUCUUGCUAUGCUUUGCUUUAGCUUUUGUAUCCGUUGAUCAAAGUUGAAACUUCACACUUUUCCCAAUAUUCUCGCUUCUUUUCUUUUUCUUCUUUUCUUCUUUCCUUCAUAUCAUUUUUUUCAAUUCUCAAGCAACCAUUUCACUGUAUCACAGUUUCCACAGCAGCAACAACCAAACGCUGUCAACACUACAUUCUCGCUCUAAAUAAAUAUCAGCAAUGGCGGCAUCCGCCACCGUCUCCGGCGGUGCGUUGACGGAUCUAACUCACCGAACGCCCUUUCUCGGUCUCAAACUCUACGCCCUGAUCCUCAGGUAGCAGUGCUCCUGAUCCUCCUAUGCUUCCGCCGGAGCUCGAAGAAGCGGAAAAUGCGGGUGAAGCACAGCUCCGGCGCGAUCCCGCUGGUAUCGAAGGAGAUCCUGGAGGUGAAUACUCUGGAGCUGAAAAUCGAAGAGGUGGAUGAGGAGGAUCCGAAGAAGGAGGAGAUGAAGCUUGAAGAUAGUCCGUCGGUGGAGUCACCGAACAUAGGGUGGGGACGCUGGUAUAGCCUCAGAGAGCUUGAGGCUGCGACGCAAGGGUUCGCCGAAGGGAAUGUGAUCGGAGAAGGAGGGUAUGGGAUUGUGUAUAGAGGAAAUUUGCUCGACGGUUCUGUCGUCGCGGUCAAAAAUCUUCUCAACAACAAGGGGCAGGCAGAGAAAGAGUUUAAGGUGGAGGUUGAAGCCAUUGGAAAAGUGAGGCACAAGAAUUUGGUGGGGUUAGUUGGAUAUUGUGCAGAAGGUGCUCAAAGGAUGCUUGUUUAUGAAUAUGUUGACAAUGGAACAUUGGAACAGUGGCUGCAUGGUGACGUAGGACCUGUUAGCCCCUUGACAUGGGAUAUAAGAAUGAAGAUUGCUGUUGGGACUGCGAAAGGGCUAGCCUACUUGCACGAAGGAUUAGAACCCAAAGUUGUCCAUCGAGAUGUAAAAUCCAGUAACAUUCUUUUGGACAAAAAGUGGAAUGCUAAAGUAUCAGACUUUGGACUGGCCAAGCUCUUAGGGCCUGAGAAAAGCUAUGUGACAACGCGUGUAAUGGGGACAUUUGGAUAUGUGUCACCUGAGUAUGCAAGCACGGGUAUGCUUAAUGAAGGUAGCGAUGUGUAUAGUUUUGGGAUUCUACUUAUGGAGCUAAUUACAGGGAGGAGUCCGAUCGAUUAUUCUAGACCACCUGGAGAGAUGAACUUGGUUGAUUGGUUUAAAGGAAUGGUUGCAAAUCGUCUUGGUGAUGAACUAGUUGAUCCUUUAAUAGAUAUUCAACCCUCUCAAAGAUCUUUGAAACGAGCUUUACUUGUUUGUCUGCGCUGUAUAGAUUUGGAUGUCAGUAAGCGACCAAAGAUGGGCCAAAUUGUUCACAUGCUUGAGGCUGACGAUUUUCCCUUUCGUUCUGAACAUCGAACAAAUAGAGAGAAAGAUCCUGUUUAUUCUACAGCAGCUGGUUCCAGCAAGAUUCCAUAUCCAACAAGGCAUGUAGAGCCAGUAGAUAAAUCAAGCUGGAGAUGAUAUGACAAACCAUGAGAUAAAACUAUUUUUUCCAACUAUUUUCAAUUUGUUGUGAAAAAGUCAGAAGCCAUUGUGCAUAUCUUAUAGUAGUGUAGUUUCAUCUCUGUAGGAGAGGUCUUAGCAUAUUCUGCUGUAUGGCAUUAUCUUGUGAAGAAAACGAGCCUUGUAAAUAUUAAUUUCCCACAACAUAUAAAUUUUAUCCGUCUGCAUAAUAUUUCGGCAAUAAUAUUGCUGAUAUUUAUUCGUA
Vigna radiata var. radiata (mung bean) is the source of this 2137-nucleotide messenger RNA. Its product is annotated as probable receptor-like serine/threonine-protein kinase At4g34500. Lineage: Eukaryota; Viridiplantae; Streptophyta; Magnoliopsida; Fabales; Fabaceae. Bases 724 to 1890 code for a protein of 388 amino acids. Gene Ontology annotation, biological process: protein phosphorylation. The record is from RefSeq and is a predicted model, not a curated record. Gene Ontology annotation, molecular function: ATP binding; protein kinase activity. The transcript is spliced from 7 exons.